Molecule: messenger RNA, 1642 nt
Organism: Thunnus maccoyii (southern bluefin tuna)
Lineage: Eukaryota; Metazoa; Chordata; Actinopteri; Scombriformes; Scombridae
Gene: plcxd2
Product: phosphatidylinositol-specific phospholipase C, X domain containing 2
Exons: 8
Coding region: 362-1333 (323 amino acids)
Biological process (GO): lipid metabolic process
Molecular function (GO): phosphoric diester hydrolase activity
Source: RefSeq, a predicted model, not a curated record
GAGAGGGGGGCUGGUGGAUGGGGGGGGGAUAACAAGUGGAAUUUCUCUCUAAGCCGAUUAUCACGGUCGUUAGCCACCCGCCGGCCUAUUCAAGGGAUGCCCGGUUGUCCGGUUGGGAAAAAGCGCACCGCGACGUCUUGCCACAGCCUACCGGUAGGCUAAUCGGGCAAGGAAGCAGGUCACACUCGAUCAGGUGUCUAGUCAGAGGACGUUGGUAACUGGUGAUAUGUGUAGAUUAAUAUUCCGAGAUGAUCUACAGUAGUUUUAACCUUUUGGGAGCCCACGGGAACCCGUCACCGAGAGUGCAUUUGCACCAGAGAGCGGUUUCCUGACCGGGGGUUUGUGACAGGCCGUUUCUGACAUGAAGACGCGACCUGCGGGGAUCGGCAGUGUCAAUGCCGACUGGAUGGGUUCGCUCCCCUCCAAACUCAGUGCCAUGCCCCUCAAACACCUUGCCGUGCCAGGGUCCCAUGAUUCUUUUACCUUCUGGGUGGAUGUGCAUGCUCCUGUGGGCCCCGAUCAGAAGGCUUAUGUGAAGUACCUGGCCACCAUGUUUAGCGUUUUAGCCAAGAAAGUCAUGGUGAAGUGGUCCAUGACCCAGAACCUGACAUUUAAGGAGCAGCUGGAUGCAGGAAUUCGCUACUUUGAUCUCAGGGUCUCCUCCAAACCAGGUGAGCCUGGGAAUGAGAUCUACUUCAUCCAUGGUCUCUUUGGACACAAGGUGAGGGAUGGCCUGAUAGAAAUCAACUUCUUCCUAGACAGACACAGGAAAGAGGUGAUAUUCCUAGACUUCAACCACUACUAUGCAAUGGGCCCAGAGCACCAUGUGUACCUCCUCAACGUGCUCCAGGAAGUGUUUGGCAGUAAGCUUUGUAACAACUGUGCUGUGGAGAGCAUCACUCUGGACUUCCUCUGGGAGAAGAAAUACCAGGUAAUUGUGUUCUACCAUCAUCCAUCAGCUCAGGGCAUCCCUGUCAUGUGGCCUGGCAACAAGAUCCCUGCUCCCUGGGCCAACACCACUGAACCCAACAAGCUCAUACAGUUCCUGGAAACCACACUGAAGGAAAGAGCCAAGCAGGGCUCCUUCCAUGUGUCCCAGGCCAUCCUCACACCCAGGGUCAACACUGUGGCCAAGGGCCUUGUCUGGGGGCUACGCAACUACCUGGUGGAAAGAAACCUACCAACCAUCAUGUCCUGGGUUGAGGCUCAGAGGCCGGGGGUGGACGGGGUCAACAUCAUCACCUCUGACUUUGUGGAGCUCACUGACUUUGCCAACAUUGUCAUCAAACUCAACAACCUGCUGUUGUCUGAACACGACCGUAAACCAAGAUGACACCUAUUUGCACAACAGGACAAAGGUGAUUUGACCUAAAGUAUGGUGGAGGUUGGAAGUCAGCUGGCAGAUUCUUCCACCACUCUUGAGUAAUAGUUCUUACAUAGUGCUGCAGUCCUGGGAAAUUCUUAUAAAAACAGUCUAUAAAAAACAAGGACAAACUGAUCUUUGUGACGUUAAUGGUUUUUAUAUUAGUGACUUUUUUAGGGUCAGUUACAAAAUGGCCCUUCAUCUAGCUUAUUUGGUUUAAUUUUCUUGCUCAAGAGCACUUUAGCAGUCAUACUAUAAGAAGGAGGGUCUUCUAGGCCC